AUGAGCGCCGUUUCAGCCUAUGGUUUUGCCAACAAACAAGAGAUUGAAAAACAUCUCGAACUGGGUAAACAAUUCUUAGCCAAGGCUCAAUUUGGUGAUGCAUUAACCCAUUACCAUGCUGCAGUUGAGCUCGAUCCCAACAACUAUCAGACCCUUUAUCGAAGAGCCACCGUCUUUUUGGCUAUGGGUAAAAGCAAGUCUGCAAUCCCCGAUUUAGAUAGAGUUAUUGAAUUGAAGCCUGAUUUCACCGCGGCACGUAUAUCGAGAGCUAAUGUUUUAUUGAAGCAAGGAGAUAUAGAUAAUGCUGAGGUUGAUUACAACGCAGUGCUCGCUCACGACAGUGCCAACGAUGAAGUAUCUAGUAAAAUUGAAUUGCUCUCACAGCUCAGACAGUAUGUUCACCAAGCCAAACUGUUUUUCGAGAACGAAGAGCUCACCCAUGCUGAGUAUUACUUAACCAAAGCAUUAGAACAUAUGGUAUGGGAUGCUUCUUUUUAUAAGAUGCGUGCCCGAUGCUAUGAAGAUAGGCGAGAGAUUAGGAAAGCAAUUGCGGAUAUGAGAACCUACACUAAGCUUGUAGCUGAUAGUACCGAUGCUUUUCUUGAAAUUUCACAAAUGUAUUAUUCCAUCGGUGAUGUAGAGGAGUCUCUAGGCCAAGUGAGAGAGUGCUUGAAGCUCAAUCCCGAUCACAAGCAAUGCUUCCCAUUCUAUAAGAAGGUGAAGAAGCUUGCGAAGAUGAGAGAAAGUCUCCUAGACACUGUAAAAAAUUCGGAUUGGAUGAGUUGUCUUGAAAAGGGACAACAGAUCCUGAAAUUCGAAAAAGAAGUUUCAAGUAUUCAAUUCGCCGUGUUCAGAGAGACUUGCAAGUGCAACAGAGAGGCUGGACAUAUCCAAGAAGCCAUUCAAGAAUGUACUGAGGUCUUGACGAAUGAUGAUGCUAAUGACAUUGACGUAUUGUGCGACAGAGCAGAGGCUUACUUGUUGGAUGAAAACUUUGAUGCAGCUAUUGAUGACUAUAAGAAGGCCAAAGAGGUCAGCGAAGAGAACAAACGUGCCAACGAGGGACUUGAUAGAGCUCAGAAACUGAAAAAGCAAGCUGGACGAAGAGAUUACUAUAAGAUCCUAGGAGUAAAGAGAAACGCAAAUAAGCGAGAAAUCACGAAGGCUUAUCGCAAGCUCGCUCAGAAGUGGCACCCUGAUAACUUCGCUAAUGAUGCCGAAAAGAAGAAAGCUGAACAGAAGUUUAUUGACAUUGCGGCAGCAAAAGAGGUGUUAUCAGACGAAGAAAAACGGCGACAAUUCGACCAUGGAAUCGAUCCUCUUGACCCCGAAUCUCAUAGCGGCGGCGGUGACCAUCAUGGAUUCCACAACUUCCAUCACGGCUUCCACGGAUUCCCAGGUGGUGGCGGUGGAGGAGGGGGAGGUGGACCAUUCAGUUUCAAAUUCAACUUCUAA
Messenger RNA from Auanema sp. JU1783, 1455 nucleotides. The record is from the annotation of a GenBank genome assembly. Lineage: Eukaryota; Metazoa; Nematoda; Chromadorea; Rhabditida; Rhabditidae.